AUGAACGUACCGUACGCGUCAUCGAGAGACGAUGUUAGCGUUAACUCGUUCGGAUCUUCGGUUUGGGAGAAGGAGUCUCGUGCAGGGCUUGAUCCUAGGGCGAGAUCCACGUCCGACCUGUUCGAGGUUCCUAGUCAUAGAAUAAGGCCUAAACCUUACAAGCGCUCCUCAUUACCCACUACGGUGCAUUACAUCCAAGCGAAUCAAGGUUCGCAAGACAGUCUUUCGCUGAUCCCAGAGCAGCAAGAAGUGCCGCCUCACCUUUUGCGUUCUUUAACACCAUAUCAAAAGCAGAGAAGACGUAUGAUGAACAGCUUUCAGUUUCCCAACGGAGAAAGUUUCACCCCAAAGCAGAAACCGUUGAAAUCGUUUUCAUCUCAAAACGAAACCCACGCUCAAAUUCGUCCCGGUCGGGGCUUGCCCAAGUCUGCGAGUUGCAGUAACUUCAAUAAUGUCGUCGACCGGCGCGACUCGCUCGGUCCACCAAGAACAUUAACGGCUUCAACUCGUGCUGGCAGUCUCACCAAUGUGUCAAAUCUGAAAACCCACCUGCCACCUGUUAACAGAAUUCACAACUCUGGAAGACUGUCCAAAGUGCCCACGAUGGGACCCCUUGCAAAGACAAAAUCAGCCAACUUUUCUCAAGUUGCUGCUAAAAACGAAAGCAGCGCAUCUUUCCAAGCAAGUCCAACACAUCUCACAAGUGAUUUGCACAACAACACCUCUUCAAGAACGCAGGCCGUUUCCAGUAACACUUCUUCCACUAACAGCAGCAAUAGUCUGAAAAGCGACAAUGUUGUAAGCAGUAACACGAGCACAGAUGCGAGCGAAACGCCUGCCAAACCUUUGGCGCCCGUGAACAAUAGUCUGUUGUCUACUAGUUAUCCGCACAUCCCAAAGACUUCCUCGAAUUUACAGAUCUCUUCAGCGCCAAGAAGAGACUCUAACGUUGUAAAGCCAUCACCGGUACAGCCUAAACAGCCAUUGCAAACCCCUCGAGCUCAAGCUCCAAAGCCCUCGGGGUCGGAUGCAUUUUCUAAUCCCAAAGGCGUGAAGAGGUCGACAUCGUCGCGCAUUGGUUCUUUUUUCAAAAGGUUUCUUCCAUCGAAACGCAAAAGAGAAGCUUCCCAUAGUAUUCAAGCGCAACCCGUACCAACGAAGAGAGCCUCAAACAGUCCAAGUUUAGCAAAAGUCACGGAGACACCAAAAAUUUCAAUAUCGCGUCCAAGCCACUCAUCCUCUCAAGAAGAUCAAAGUACUGUCCUCAAUGAAGACUCUUCGAAGGGGCAUUGUAUGAAUGACCUCGAUGAUGGGGAGUGCGAGGUAGAUGAUGACGAUGAUGAUGAUGAUCAACUAUUAGACAUAGAUUUGGUUUUUGAUAGUCUUUUGCUAAAAAAUGAUCAUCCAGUGUCAAGGACUUUGAACUUGAAUAGAGCAGAGAGGGAAGUCUUGGUACCAGAAGAUGACCCUGUUAUAAAGGCAGAUGAAGAAAAAAGUGGAACUACUGAGGAAAAUAUGAUAGACCUUGAAUUUAUUCAAGAAUUUUCUCGAUUGGGAAGGUUUAUUUCUGAUGGUUUGGGAAAAGAUCAGCCAGAUUUCUCCGUUGUUCCCCCGCCGCGGUCGCUCAAAAGGCCAUUGCUGGCCAACAAAGAAUCUAUGGCUGGCUUCUAUCGUCAACAUGCGUCUCAAAACCCAAUGGGGGUGACCCCAGACCAGAGGCUUGAUCACAGUUUGCAACAGGAUUGGGAAUUCGUGCACUACGACGCCGUGGUAUCUAUUAGCUCUCCGAGAGAGCAUAGCGCGGCUAAAAAACUAAGAUUUGGCCAUGCUGUUUAUGUCAAAGACACUCACGCUGCCGGGGAUUACGAACGAAGCGACAAGAAAUUCAUUCGGGCUCGCCGGCGAAUGAUGCAGACCAAAAACAUGGCAUUUAUAGAUGCCGUAAAAAACCAGCUCAAUGAGUUCAAGAGGGGAGAAAUGAAGGUUCACGGAGAUAGCCUUCAAAACACGCAUUACUUCCUUUAG
Molecule: messenger RNA, 2025 nt
Organism: Lachancea nothofagi CBS 11611
Lineage: Eukaryota; Fungi; Ascomycota; Saccharomycetes; Saccharomycetales; Saccharomycetaceae
Source: the annotation of a GenBank genome assembly